Procambarus clarkii (red swamp crayfish) is the source of this 1876-nucleotide messenger RNA. NCBI's taxonomy places the organism in Eukaryota, Metazoa, Arthropoda, Malacostraca, Decapoda, Cambaridae. The record is from RefSeq and is a predicted model, not a curated record.
UGAGUAGUGUACUGUUAACAGUUCUCGUGUGUAGUGAAGUGUCUUGCUUUGGGUUUUACCAGCAUGUAUUGAUUUUAUCUGUUGUGAACACUGUACCUGGUGUCCAGAAGGUACUGACCAUAGUGUGACCACAGGGCCUUGUCCUGAGUGUGACAGUUGGUUACAUUGAGAGUGUGGCCUGGUGUGCUGUGAUAAGUAAUCAGAGACAAACUAUCCUUAGCAACUCUCCAGCCUACAGCUUUUGGUAAACCAGUGAGCCAUAAGGUUUUGGUAAAACAAGCAGCAAAUAGAUCUUGGUGUAACAGCCAGUUUAGCGCUAGUGGUACAUCAAACAUCAUCCGGUUAUUGUCGUCUAACAAAAGAGAAAACAUUGUUAAGAGCAACAGCAGUAUCUGAUGAGUACAGCAGCUGUAGCAAGACCAGGCGACAGAGCAGUGCCUGAGAACAGCAGCAGCAUCACAGGAAGAAGCUGCACAUCCAUAAGUACUCUACAGCAGCAGCAGUUGUGGUCAGAGCCAAAGAUGAGUCAACACCACCACAAUGGCCACAGGAAACAAUACAACAAGAAAGUCAGGAUUAACAGGGCGAGGAAGAGGCAGAGUUUGGUGACGACUUCUGCUGUGUUGCGGCUGUUUAUUGUGAUGGCUGCUACGGUGUCUCUUGUUCACACCCUGCCUCUCCCGGCCCCUGCUGACUCCCUGCCUCUCCCGGCACCUGAUGACUCCCUGCCUCUCCCGGCCCCUGCUGAUACUCUGCCUCUCCAGGCCCCUACUGACACCCUGCCUCUCCCGGCCCCUGCUGACUCCCUGCCUCUCCCGGUACCUGCUGACACCCUGCCUCUCCAGGCCCCUGCUGAUACUCUGCCUCUCCCGGCACCUGCUGACUCCCUGCCUCUCCAGGCCCCUGCUGACAUCGGGCUUGUUAAUAUCGUGCCUGAUGGCAUGGUGACUGUUGACAUAGGGUUAGUUGACAUGAUUCCUACUAACACUCUGCCUGUUGGCACGGUGCUUGCUGAUAUCCUACCGGUUGAAACGUUAUCUGCUGGCACCCUGCCUGCUGACAUGGUACCUGCUGAUACAGCAUCUGGUGACUCAUCGCCUGAUCCAUCAUCUGGUGACUCAUCACCUGCUGAUCCAUCAUCUGCUGACCCAUCACCUGCUGACCUGACAACUGCCUACCUGUUUCCAUCUACUCUGUCCUCAACUUAUCCAACUCGUCAAGGUAUGUGUUAUCAUGUUAUGAACAAGGCUGUUCUUCAUAAUUUAAAAUAACAAAAGUUCAUUAACGUAGGUGAAAUUGCACACCAGAUGAGAACAGAUUACUUACAAAAGCACAUGUGGCAUGUUAAGUAUGCAAAUGAAGGUUUAUGCUUAAUUAAGUAAACAGUCAGCAUAUGUAAAGUAACCAGUAGGCAUGUAAUGUGUUAAGUUUACAUGGGGAAUUGAAUGUAUUAGUUAAUUCUUAUUUGUGCUGGCAGCAUUUUGAAAUGUUAAUACCUAAUUUGGAAUAACAUACAAAUCCUGUUAUAUGUAUAUGUAAUUACGUAUCAAGAAACUAGGCUAAUGUCUUGAUAUGCAUCAUGCAUUAGGUUGUAGUUUUUUCUUGUGAUUCACAGACACUAGUGUAAUAGAUCAUAAGCAGUUUGUAAGCAUAGUUACCAUACCUUAAGAGUUAUAAAGUAAUUGAACAGAGGUGCCCUAUGUCCAUAUAGCUUAAAUUUAAUGGUCGACAGAGUUGUCAUGAAAUUUUAUACACGAGCUGAAGGUGCAAUUCUGCUACAUUUCCAGCUGUGGUUUAAAGGGACGGAUGUAUACCACUGAUUUAAGAAAUAUUAUACUUUGUAACGGGUUUUUCGUGGGUGGCAAUAUACUACAUA